Molecule: messenger RNA, 1516 nt
Organism: Paramecium tetraurelia
Lineage: Eukaryota; Ciliophora; Oligohymenophorea; Peniculida; Parameciidae
Exons: 7
Cellular component (GO): lysosome
Molecular function (GO): cysteine-type endopeptidase activity
Source: RefSeq, a predicted model, not a curated record
AUGAGAUUCGUUGUCUUAUUUUGUAUGCUCGGAUUCGCGAUCUGCGAUUUACCUGUCCAUUGCUUGAAGCACCAGGUUGCAGGAAAGUGGAGACUAUAUUUGGAAAAACCAACUUAAAAGGGUGUUGGUCUGUUGCCAUGUGGUCAUGAAAUUCCUGACAGAGCUAAGACAUCAUAUAUGGCUUAUUCUAGCAACUUUUAACCAUCAUAAGAUUUUGAGGUUACUUUGGGAGAUGAUUAUAAAGUUAAAUCCAGUUCAAAAUCAGGUGAAUGGACUAUGGUUUAUGAUGAAGGUUUUGAAAUCAAACUAGGUAAUAUGAAAUAUUUUGCAUUCUCAAAAUAUGAGCCAAAGGGCAGAGAGGGAGUGUCAUAUUGUGAUUAAACCCUCGUUGGAUGGUACACAAAUCAAGACACUCAAGAGAGAGGAUGUUAUAGAGCUGAAAAAACGGAAAAAGUAGAGUCAUCUGAAUCCAUCAAAACAGUCAGCAUUGUCCAACCUGAAUUUAUGGAUGAUGACGAUAUGAAAUCUUUGUCAUUCUUACAAGUUCAAGAAAAAACACCAGAAGUGAAUCACGAGGAAGUCGUCGAGAAAUUGAAUCAGAAGGAAGGAACAUGGAAAGCUAAGGUCUAUGAUAAUAUGAAGGGUAAGAGCUUUGCUGAAGUGGCCAAAAGGACAAGAUUAAACAGCAAAUAAAGUUCUUUCAAUUGGAAAGAGAAACUUGCACCACCUAGACAAUAAGGAUAAUGCGGAUCUUGUUAUGCAAUAGCCACAAUGUCUAUGUUAUCAGCAAGAUUGAAAAUAAAGGGUGAAAAUGUCGAUCUCUCACCUUAAUGGUCCUUAAAUUGCAACUAUUACAACCAAGGAUGUGAUGGUGGUUAUCCUUACUUAGUGAAUAAAUUUGCUGAAGAACAAGUACUCGUAUCUGAAGGAGCAGAACCAUAUCAAGGAUUUGACGGAUCUUGCAAUUUCCAGAAGGCCAAGUCUUAAUCUAAAGUUUAUUCAACCAAAAACUAUAAAUAUUUGGGAGGUUCAUAUGGCAGAGUCUCAGAAUAAAUCAUCAUGGCAGAAGUAAUGAAGAAUGGCCCUGUUGUUUUGAGUUUCGAGCCAUCCUACGAUUUCAUGUAUUAUGAAUCUGGUAUCUAUCAUUCCAAGGCUUAAACCAACGAUUAUGCAGAAUGGGAAAAAGUUGAUCAUUCAGUCUUAUGUUAUGGAUGGGGAGAAGAAGAUGGCGUUAAGUUCUGGAUGUUGUAAAACAGUUGGGGAAAUCAAUGGGGAGAAGGAGGAAACUUUAGAAUGAAAAGAGGAGUUGACGAAUCAGCUAUUGAAAGUAUGGCUGAAGCUUCAGAUCCAUAUGUCAUAACUCAGAAUUCAAGUACAAGCUUUUCAGAAACAAAAUCAAAUGAAUCUGAUUUCGAUUAUGAGGAUGAUGACAGCAUCUUUUCCUUCAACUAGAUUAGAUAAAACCUUAAAUGAAUUAUAUCAGCAUUAAUCAUAAUUACAAUAAUUUAUGAUAAUA